Messenger RNA from Trichoderma asperellum CBS 433.97, 3895 nucleotides. RefSeq lists its product as uncharacterized. NCBI's taxonomy places the organism in Eukaryota, Fungi, Ascomycota, Sordariomycetes, Hypocreales, Hypocreaceae. Gene Ontology annotation, molecular function: DNA-binding transcription factor activity, RNA polymerase II-specific; zinc ion binding; DNA binding. Gene Ontology annotation, biological process: regulation of DNA-templated transcription; DNA-templated transcription. The record is from RefSeq and is a predicted model, not a curated record.
AAUUUCAGCCCAGCGAAUCUGUCGUGACCCAUAUGCAUAUCCAUAUCCCUAUUUUCCAGCUUCGUGUUUCUAUUUUUACUCGCCCAUACGUGCCCACGCCCUAAUUAAUGCCAUAAUCUCAAUUACGAAUAAUACCUUUGCUCCUGCUAUCUGCCACCGCCCGUCGAUAUCCCCUGCUUAGAACAACGCCUAAUCGUUCUCCCGUCUGCUGUGCAACCCUCCACGACCUCGCCAAGCUCCAUUCGUCGACACGAUAUCGCCAAAUCAAGCUCUCCGGCGCUUCAUAGACUGCUAGACUUGCGCCCAAUCUCGCUCCACCGUCCGCCAUUUGCCGCUCCCGCUCCCGCCCAUUCUCUCGAAAACCAGACGCAGACGCAGAGCCCGCACAUGUGUCUUAUGCUCCGCAUCAUCACCGUCAUGGUCUAGCCAUGACCACGCUGCUCAACAACCGGCCGGAUUCAGGUCCCCCGCCUCGCCCGAUCCGCUUUGUCCAUAACCAGGGCCAGCCGCCGUCCAAGCGACGCAGAAUCAAUGCAGCGUGCCUGACCUGUCGAAGGCGUAAGACAAGAUGCGCCGGCGAACGACCGCAAUGCUCGACAUGCACCAAGAAUGGACACCAGUGCCUGGGCUAUCCCGAGGAUAGGAGAGAUGGCAUCGAUCCCUCAGGACUGAGGCCGGGCGACGAAGACGAUGCGCCAAACGAAGACUUCAACCAAGCAGAAGACGAUGGCGCUGUGGCAAGGAAGCAUGCUGGUGCCGCGUCCGAAACUCGACCAACGUCAUCGGGAAGAGACAAUGUGCCAGCAGCGUCUGCUUCCGUUUCACGACCGCCGCUGAUUUCUAGAACAUCCAACAUUGCACCAAGCAUCGAACUUGGUGCCGAUGGCAAUCCAAACGAUAUAGACCCACACCAAUCCCCUGUAUUCAAUCACCAGCAUCAUGUGGUGAGCCAUCACCAGGCUCAUCCAUCAGCUGCAUCCGAUGAUCUACCCAGCUCUCCCACUCUCCGGCGGGUUAUCCCCAGCCGUCGCAUCCCUUAUUUCCGAUACUUUGGCUCCACGGCCAUUGUCCCAGGAUUCAAGCAAAUGGUAGUUUCCGUACGCGAUCGGCGGCGGUCUACUGGAGGCUCGCAUUCUAACCCUUCGCUCCAGUCCACGCCCAGUGGCGUCAUGGCCAGCGGCUCGGCCGUGGAUAGCGACAUUGUCCGCGAAGACAUUCCGUCUUAUGAUCCUAAUAACCCCGCCCCAGUCCAUCCCCUCAUUAUCCAACUCGUCACCGCAUUCUUCAUUCAUGUUGGCUGCAACUACCCUUUUCUCAACAAAGAAAAGUUCCUGCGCCAUGUCAAGGACAAGCGCGUCGAGCCGAUCUUGGUAGAUGCCGUAUGUGCCAUUGCGGCGCGCUUCUCAGACAACCAUAUACUCACUGGUGGCAAUGACAAAAUGCCCCGAACAGAGAGGGGCCAAGUCUUUGCGCAAAGAGCCAGACAAGCCACUGUCGAUACUUUCCCUUGCCCUUCUGUAGGCGCAGUCCAAGCCUGCCUGCUCAUGGCAUACGAAGGCUUUGGCGCCAACCAAGAUAGCGCCUUGUGGAUGUACUUGGGUCUGGCCAUACGCAUGGCAGUCGAUCUUGGUCUUCAGAAGUGCGUCGGAAUCCAGUAUCAGGGCGAGAAGGACCCUUGGUAUACCCGACAUCGUAGCCGCGCCAAUGAUGAUGACCAAGAGAGCCCCGAAGCGCAUAAAACUGACGCUAUCGACACGCUCAGCCCGCAGGAGCAGAAGGAGGUGGAACAAGAACGCAUCGACACAUUUUGGUCCGUCUUCAUCUUGGAUCGAGUCAUCUCUUCCGGCACAGGGCGGCCGGUAACCAUACGAGACGGCGAUUACGAGCUUGCUUUUCCCGAAUCCAACAAUGACUUGAUGACUGGGUGGCCUAAUCCGUUCCCAGUCUUUGUCAAAAUCAUCAACCUCUACGGCCAGGUGUGCGAUGUUUUGAACAAUCUUCAUAAUGCCCAGGACCUUACCCAAGAUAAAUGGGAUCAGCUAUCUGAAAUGGAACAUCGGCUGACGAGAAUGUACAAACACUGGGAUCCACGGCUUCAGUUCAACGUCAGCAACUUCAAGACAUACCUUGGCAUGGGCCAGGGCACCAAUUUCAUCCUCCUUCACUUUUGGUUUCACGCGCUCUUCAUCAUCUUGCAUCAGCCAACCCUUCUUACCCCCUUUUGUGAAUUGAGAAGCGAGCUUCAGCUCCUCUCUGAUAGCCGUGAGCUGAGCAUGAGCAGCGCAAAGACGAUUUGCGACAUCUUAUCCUUUGCCGAUCUCAUCGACCCAAAAAGUUUCAUCGGUAAUCCCUUCACCAAUCAACCCAUCUACAUUGCCGCAUGCGCCUUUCUCAUGGAAUCCAGCGCCACCAAUGCGUCUGAAGGAUCAUCCAGAGAGGGAACACCACCUCCUGCCUCAAACUCCAACACAAACCGCUCCCGGCAGCAGGCUAAGUCUAAUACCAAGCAAUCUCGGCAUUCGCUCCUCGCUUCGGCGGCGAAUCAAAACUACCAAAAAUGCUACAACUCCUUACAGCAGAUUCAGUCAUACUGGGGUGGCGUGACGUACAUUCUCACUGUUUUGGAUCAAAAGUCAAAAGGCAAAUGGGACUGUGAGACAUAUACCGUGGAGGAGUAUGAGAGCACUAAGCUGCCGCCAGCCCGGCCGUCUAUCGGCGAACAGCUCUCUCGGCUGGAGAAGCAGUCGUCACCAAAGAUGAUGGCCGGUUCACCGAUUGCUUUCAGUUUAUCCGGAACAAACCAUUCGCCGAAUUCGAGCCUGACACUCAUGUACCAGGCAUUCAACUCCAACGCAGGACCUCCUACUGGAUUCCCUCCCACUUCUCACACCAUGGCGAGACCGGCUAGUGAAUCACCAGGGAGCAUAACCUACGACACUAUUCGACCUACAAUGCCAGGGGCGGGGGCAAUGUUUUCCCCCCCUAUGCCACAGCCAAACAUUUCGGCAAUCCGACAUUCUCCCCGGCGGUCGGCAUAUGCUACUACGAACUCAAUGAAUGUUAGUGGUGUGGCCUCACGCAAUGUAAUGAGCUUUGAAGAUAUAAAGGAAGAGGCCGAAGAGCUGCCUGCUGGUUACGCAACUUUGGGUCAGGGGUCUGGGAGAUAUGAUGCUUACAACGUAUCUCCGGUCAAUGGAUCAAGAAGCAUGAUGAACUCGACGGCCGUGACUAGUGCUGCUGCCACGGUGGGCGGAGCACAUAACAACUUGUAUUAUGCACAGAAUAUGGCCUACCAUGGGCCGUGGGGUCCCAUUAUGGGCAACAUGGACGCCAUUACGUUUGACAGCCAGGAUAUUGACAUUGGAGCCCUUGGGCUACAACAGCCGGAUCUUAUGGGAGGGUGGCUGGAAUACAUUCCCAGCGAUGUGCUGGGAGGAUUAUUUGAUGAGCAUCAAGAAUCUGGAUAGGCGGUGAAUAGAACGCUAUGAAAUUUCCAGGCACUUAGUUGCGCCAUUCCGUGUUUAUUCGAUAUCUAUUGACUGAUGACGGCAAUGGCGCAUUUCUGUAAGACUGCUAUGGUGGGAUGGAUGGACGAUGGAUGGAUGGUGUUUUCGGCGCUUGGUCAUACUAGCGAUGCAAAAUCUGGCGCAGUGUUUUGGUAAACCGUGUUACAAGCAUAUACGUAAUGUCUACAGCAUUUUUGGAUAUCAGAUUUGAUGAUGUGCAGAAUAGCCGGAUGCUAUCUGUUAUUGUUACUAUUAUUUCGUGUCAUGUGAAUGGACGUAGUCAAACGCUGCAUUGCUGUCUAUAUAUAUAUAUAUCGUAUAUGGAGAAUUGUAAAUACCUAGGUAUGUUCUUAUUAUCGAGUACAGAGAAAUUCAAAAUGUAGAAAGGG